This is a messenger RNA of Cynara cardunculus var. scolymus (artichoke), 3398 nucleotides long. Its product is annotated as protein HIRA. The record is from RefSeq and is a predicted model, not a curated record. Gene Ontology annotation, cellular component: nucleus; HIR complex. Gene Ontology annotation, biological process: chromatin remodeling; regulation of DNA-templated transcription; DNA-templated transcription. The transcript has 10 exons. The coding region runs from base 187 to 3288 and encodes 1033 amino acids. NCBI's taxonomy places the organism in Eukaryota, Viridiplantae, Streptophyta, Magnoliopsida, Asterales, Asteraceae. Gene Ontology annotation, molecular function: nucleosome binding; protein binding.
AAAAUAAAGGCACCAAAAUUUCGAAAAGGGUUUAUUCUAUUUUCUUUUUAUUUUUCCAAUCCAGACAAGGGUUUUUCUGGGAUUUUGUUCUCGAUGAAACUGUUGUAGAGUAUUUGUACCAUCAUGCUGAUUUCCAUGGUGAAUCAAGCUCAUUUGGGUCUCGAUUGAAGAUCAACAUAUUUGAAAAUGAUUGCAGAAAAGCCAAAUUGGGUUCGACAUGAAGGCAUGCAAAUCUUCUCAAUUGAUAUACAGCCUGGGGGGCUUAGAUUUGCCACUGGCGGUGGUGAUCACAAGGUAAGGAUUUGGAACAUGAAAUAUGUUGCCAAGAUCCUGCAUUUGGAUCCAGAUAAACCAAAGUUGGAACUUCUUGCUACUCUUCGUGAUCAUUUUGGGUCAGUAAAUUGCGUUAGGUGGGCCAAGCAUGGCCGCUAUAUUGCAUCAGGGUCUGAUGAUCAGGUUAUUCAAAUUCAUGAGAGGAAACCUGGUUCUGGAACCACUGAAUUUGGCAGUGGAGAGGCACCUGAUGUUGAAAACUGGAAAAUUGCCUUGACUUUGAGAGGGCAUACUGCAGAUGUGGUGGAUCUUAACUGGUCCCCGGAUGAUUCGACUUUGGCCAGUGGGAGUUUGGAUAACACUAUUCAUAUAUGGGAUGCAAGCAACGGCAUCUGCACAGCUGUUUUAAGGGGUCACUCUAGUCUUGUUAAAGGGGUAACUUGGGAUCCCAUUGGUUCCUUUAUUGCAAGUCAAUCAGAUGACAAAACUGUCAUUAUUUGGCGAACAUCUGACUGGAGUCUUGCACAUAGGACAGAUGGACACUGGACAAAAUCGCUUGGAUCUACCUUCUUCAGGCGUCUUGGGUGGUCUCCUUGCGGUCAUUUUAUAACAACGACCCAUGGUUUUCAAAAGCCAAGGCAUUCAGCACCUGUUUUAGAGAGGGGAGAAUGGACUGCUACGUUUGACUUUUUAGGGCACAAUGCCCCAAUUAUUGUGGUGAAGUUUAAUCAUUCUAUGUUCAGAAGGAAUUCGACAAAUGCCCAGGAACCAAAAAGUGCUUCUGCUGGAUGGGCUAACGGGUUUUCAAAGAAUGGUGGAAAAGAAUCACAGCCUUAUAACGUCAUCGCUAUAGGAAGUCAAGAUCGAACCAUUACUGUGUGGACUACUGCAAGCGCUCGUCCUCUCUUUGUUGCUAAACAUUUCUUUUCUCAAAGUGUUGUCGAUUUGUCUUGGAGCCCUGAUGGGUAUUCACUAUUUGCAUGUUCUUUGGAUGGGACCGUGGCUACUUUUCACUUUGAGGUGAAAGAACUUGGUCAUAGAUUAAGUGAUGCCGAACUAGAGGAAUUGAAAAAGAGCCGUUAUGGUGAUGUUAGAGGUCGACAAGCAAACUUAGCAGAAAGUCCAGCACAGUUGCUGCUUGAAGCCGCUUCUAAAAAGGUUGCAGCAAACAUCACAAACAAUAGUUCAUCCACCAUGAAAUCUUCUUCUGGUCUAGGGAUUGCAUCAAAGGUUUCCGAAUCCUUACCUGAUCUUAGUAAGAAUGAUGUAGGAGUUCUUGGUGAUGCAGCAAAUAGAGCUGCUACACCUUCUACUCGAGUGUCUAGUCCUGUAAAGCAAAGAGAAUAUCGACGACCUGAUGGUCGGAAAAGAAUCAUUCCGGAAGCAGUUAGAGUUCCUGUUCAAGGAGAAAACAUCUGCGGGACUACUCAAUCUCAAACUGUUGACUUCUCUAUGAAGUCAACAGAGAACGGUGUGGUACAUGCCGAUGCAGGAUUUCGUGAGGGUCCUAACAAGAGGCAAAUGGUUGGAGGGCCUGAUAUGAAGGAGCGAUCAGGUGUGUCUGCUCGGGCCACUGUUAGUGAGAGUCUAAUAAUUGAAAAGGUUCCAGCUUCUGCGGAUAAAGAUGGAAAUAUUAGUGUUGAACAGAUUGGAGCUCCAAAGAAUUUGGGUUCCUUGGCUUCUUUUCGACCCCUUUCGAUAAGGGUUUUUGACAAUAAAGAGGGAGGAGAUGCGCCACAAGUUUGUUUGGAAGCUUGUCCUAAGGAACAUGCAGCAAAUGACAUUAUUGGGGUAGGGAGUACAUGUGUGAUGAAAGAAACCGAAAUUGCUUGCACGAGAAAUGGUCAAACUCUUUGGUCUGAUAGGAUCUCCGGCAAUGUCACAGUUUUGGCAGGAAACACCAAUUUUUGGGCCGUCGGGUGUGAAGAUGGAUCCCUGCAGGUGUACACAAAAUGCGGCCGACGUUCCAUGCCAACUAUGAUGAUGGGAGCCGCACCAGUGUUCAUUGAUUGUGACGAGUCUUGGAAGUUGUUGCUCGUCACAAGGAGAGGGGCAUUAUAUGUGUGGGACCUUUUCAACCGGAAAUGCAUCCUCCAUGAUUCAUUAGCUUCACUUAUGGCUUCAGACCCGAAAUCAACUGGCACAGUUAAAGUCAUAUCCGCAAAGUUAUCAAAGUCUGGAUCUCCUCUUGUUACACUGGCUACACGCCAUGCCUUCAUGUUUGAUAUGAGCCUCAUGUGUUGGCUGCGUGUCGCUGAUGAUUGCUUCCCUGCUUCGAAUUUCGCAAGUUCGUUUAAUUUAGGGUUCCCCCAAAAUGGUGAAUUGGCAGCCUUGCAAGUUGAUGUGAGGAAGUUUUUGGCCAGAAAACCUGGCUGGAGCAGAGUGACUGAUGAUGGAGUGCAGACACGUGCUCACUUGGAAGCUCAGUUGGCGUCUGCACUGUCGUUGAAGUCUCCAAAUGAGUAUCGUCAAUGUCUCCUGUCAUAUAUACGCUUUCUGGCUCGAGAAGCUGAUGAGUCUCGAUUACGAGAAGUGUGUGAGAAUUUUCUCGGACCUCCGACAGGGAUGGCGGAAGCUGCCGCUGCUGUUUCUGAUGCCACAAAUCCAGCAUGGGAUCCUUGUGUUCUUGGAAUGACGAAGCACAAACUCCUGAGGGAAGAUAUUCUUCCAGCAAUGGCAUCAAACCGAAAAGUCCAGCGGUUGCUCAACGAGUUCAUGGAUCUCUUAUCUGAGUACAAAACCACCAACCCGAGUCUGGAACCUCCAGCCACCACCACCAACACCAUCCUUGCACCGCCCGUAACAGAUCAAACCACGACUGCAACUGCAACUGCAACACCAGUAACGGAUCAAAUUGACACUGCACCACCGGUGACAAAUGAAGUGGCUCAAAUGGACCCUGUCUCCCAACCCAUGGACGAAGAACAACAUCCACCGAGCUCGGAUCAGAUGGAUGUGGACCCGCCCGGGGCCAACAAAUCUGAAAGCGUUCCGGUCGAUGAAAUGGCGUCUUGAAGUCUCUUUCAGGUGUAUCUGUUCCUUCUAGUUUGUAGUCAAGAAUAGAAACUGAUUUUGUGUACUUUUUGUUUCAAGAUUGAUAAUAUAUGUUCUUGAAUUUUCAAGUA